Molecule: messenger RNA, 1102 nt
Organism: Ornithodoros turicata
Lineage: Eukaryota; Metazoa; Arthropoda; Arachnida; Ixodida; Argasidae
Exons: 13
Coding region: 131-955 (274 amino acids)
Source: RefSeq, a predicted model, not a curated record
GCCUGACCGGGAAGUACAUUCUUUUGAGGAGUACUUGCUCUCACCAUCAUGAAAGUCCACGUCAUUGCCCUCGUCGCACUUUUAGCAGCAAGUCUUACUUCCAUUGUGGCUAUUAAGGACAAAGUGCAAGAUGCCCCUGGACGUAGUCGUUUCCAAAAAACCCACAGCUAAGAGCAAAAUGGAUCGAGGCCUUGGGGAAAGACGUGAACUGGGUGCCGCCAGAGUGGAGCCGAGUUUGCUCGAAGCACUUUCACCAAGCGACUUCGUCCAAACGCAGUCUCUCGUCCGACUUCGUCCAUGUGCAGUUCCCAAAUUUUUCCCACAACAUGACCAUGCUGGAACCACAAGUGGGGCUGAAGCUACAGUGGAAGGCACAAUGGACAUCCCUACUGAAGACAGCACCCUGUCACACAUUUCACAAGUGCCCCCUGUAGAAGAGGUUGCUUCUACAUCAUUCGCAGCACCACUGCAAACACAGGGGCGAGCCAUAGAGACUAGCUUUGAGCUGCUGUGGGACCCUCUCACCACUAUGGAAAUGGAAGUGGAUAGUUGCAGUCCUUCCACGGAACACCUCCCUGUUGAGCUGGUGUCCCAAAUGAGCCAGGUAGUGGCUCCACCAUCACUGAUGAACCUCGUGACACAAAAGGGCACGUCACCAAUUCCCUGUGACUCUCUGGUUGACAUGCAGGCGGAGAGUUCUAGUUCUGUGAUGGGAGGUGCACCCUCUGUGGAGCAAGUUCAACAGGAAUCCCCCGUGCUAUCACAAGAAUACAUGGAGGAAAAGGAACAGCAUGUUUCUGAACUCCUGUGGGACCCUCUUGUCAGUGUGGACACUGAGGAAGCUGAAGGACCACGAGAGGUACAUAGUACUUCUGCUCUGACAAAGGAAAACAGUGUAGAGCUCCCCUUAACUUCACUUGGGGUAUCAUCAUCUCCCUAUGCCAUGAUGACCUAGUUGUGCAUAUAUGCUCUUUCAUGUAAUGUGACGUAAGUGCCCUUGGAAACGACAGAAUAUAGUAGCCCUUACGCUCCCACAUUUGAAGUUUACUGUUGAGUGCUGUCGUAAUGGGGUCCCAAGUAGUGUUCUCAGAGUACAUGUGGC